AGAGAGGUUCGUUUUCCCUUACGCGUGGCUUCUGAUCAUCAUCAUCCACAGUAUUUUGAAACAGUUUUGUUGAUUUGAAUUGUUGCCGUCGUGAUCGUUGCUGUGUGUUAGUGUUCAAAGCCUGAUAGAGAGGCUCUCUAAGUACAGUGACAAGUACACCAAGUGAUCAAUUGGUGUUGUCGCCGCCGUAUUUUUUUCGAUAUCCACACGUUCGAACGACGAAGAGCACGCGAGAGAGCGAGAAAGAACAUCGAGCCGAGUGAACGAGCGCGUCUGUCUGUCGGUAAAGUCACGUGGCUGCAUUGCCCGCCGAGCGAACGACUCCUUUUUUCGGAUGGCGUUCCAACAGCCGCGCCGAGUAGGCAGAAAAAAGUGCUCGUAGAAACAGCACCAUUAUAGGCGCAGAAACAAAAUUGUUUAUUGCAUAUUGUGUAGUUUGUCCAGUGUUUAGGGUACGACUAUGAGUGACGGAGUGUGAGUGUUCCCCGCCAAACCAUCCUCACGUUUGUGAACGAUUUGACGUUGAUAUUUCUUCUUGCAAGUGUUAGCACCAUACAGGCAACGUGUUGUCGGCGAAUAAGAAGAAGCGGUCAGAAGAGAAAAUGUACCCGAGCGCCGGAAUGAAUGCGGCCGCCGUGGUGGCGGCUGCAGCUGCCAGGCAUCCGGGUCCACCGCAGCCCGGGCAGCAGUUCAAAUUCACAGUGCUCGAGUCCUGCGAUCGAAUCAAAGAGGAAUUCAAUUUUCUCCAGGCACAGUACCACAGCUAUAAAUUGGAGUGCGAGAAACUAGUCAGUGAACGAUUAGAGAUUCGGAAUAUUUACCAAAUGUAUUACGAAAUGUCAUAUGGCCUCAACGUUGAAAUGCAUAAACAGACGGAAAUAUCGAAGAGGUUGAACGCCAUAAUUGCGCAAAUCCUGCCGUUCUUGUCGUCGGAUCAUCAGGUGCAAGUCGGCACUGCGGUCGACAGGGCGAAACAAGUGACCAUGACCGAGCUCAAUGCCAUCAUUGGACAACAGAGGCCUGACUUGCCGAGGUUACUGCAACAGAUGCAUGCUCAGCAGUUGCCCCCGGGUGCAACAAUAGGUCCACACCCAGGUUUACCGACAUUGCCAGGCUUAGGUCCAGGCGGUGGCCUACAAGUGCCAACAUCGGCAUCAGCAGCACUGCUCGGUCUUGGAUUGCAACCUGGUGCCGGGGCUGCACCAUCCGGCUCGUCGCACCCACUCAAUAUGCUUGCCAAACCUGAAUUGCACCGCGGACAACCAGACGAUCUCAAGACCAACGGCGGUAAGUGUUUUUCAAGUUUUUAAUGCAUCCCUCUAGACGCGAGUUUGAAAGCUUUUCCGUAACAACGUCAACGGCUUGACCUUCUUUUCUCUCUC
Molecule: messenger RNA, 1382 nt
Organism: Phymastichus coffea
Lineage: Eukaryota; Metazoa; Arthropoda; Insecta; Hymenoptera; Eulophidae
Product: transducin-like enhancer protein 3-A
Exons: 6
Coding region: 603-1310 (235 amino acids)
Biological process (GO): negative regulation of canonical Wnt signaling pathway; regulation of DNA-templated transcription
Cellular component (GO): nucleus; transcription regulator complex
Molecular function (GO): transcription corepressor activity; protein binding
Source: RefSeq, a predicted model, not a curated record